Molecule: messenger RNA, 193 nt
Organism: Saprolegnia parasitica CBS 223.65
Lineage: Eukaryota; Oomycota; Saprolegniomycetes; Saprolegniales; Saprolegniaceae
Exons: 1
Source: RefSeq, a predicted model, not a curated record
UCUCCGGUCGCGGAACGUUGCGUUCAAAGCGCAGAUCGCCAAGGAGCUGCUUGCCACGGUCUGGCCGCUCCUCGAGUCGCGCCAGAUCAAGCCCAUCAUCUACAAGACGUUUCCGCUGUCGGAGGCCACGGCGGCGCACCAGCUCAUGGAGUCGAGCGACCACGUGGGCAAAAUCAUGCUUCAAAUUGUCUAA